AUGGAGUCUGCUGAGAAACGAAUCAUCUUUGUUAUUGGAGCAGGCAAGGGAUCUCUUUGCAAGAAGCUCGCCAAGAAAUACCGCUUCAGGCAUCUCUCCAUUGGCGAUCUGCUACGAAACGUCGUUGCAAUGCCCGGAGCAGAUGAGACAGUAAUCGGAUAUGUCAAGCGCGGAGAACUUUUGCCCACAGAGCUGCUCUUUGAUGUUCUGAGACCUCAUAUGGAUAUGGCUGGGACAAUCAUUUUGGAUGGCUUCCCUCGACGCCUUGAUCAAGCUGAAGCAUUUGAGAAAGAAUUCCAAGUUCCUACACUUGUUCUGUUCUUUGACUGCCCUAGAGUUCUGGCCGAGGGACGAGUCAUCAACAGAAAGCAAGGCCGCGAAGGAGACGAUAUUGAGACUUUCAAGAAGAGAUAUGACGAGUUCCAGGACCUGAAUCCUCCUCUUCUUGAGCGCUACGAAAAGCAGGGGAAGCUCCUUACGGUCAGCCAUCACUCCAUCACCCCACGGGCAAUACUCUGA
This is a messenger RNA of Trichoderma citrinoviride, 519 nucleotides long. RefSeq names its product P-loop containing nucleoside triphosphate hydrolase protein. Gene Ontology annotation, biological process: nucleobase-containing compound metabolic process. Gene Ontology annotation, molecular function: AMP kinase activity; ATP binding. Lineage: Eukaryota; Fungi; Ascomycota; Sordariomycetes; Hypocreales; Hypocreaceae. The transcript has 3 exons. Bases 1 to 519 code for a protein of 172 amino acids. Gene Ontology annotation, cellular component: cytoplasm. The record is from RefSeq and is a predicted model, not a curated record.